This is a messenger RNA of Mercenaria mercenaria, 3220 nucleotides long. RefSeq names its product DNA (cytosine-5)-methyltransferase 3B-like. Gene Ontology annotation, cellular component: nucleus. The transcript has 21 exons. Gene Ontology annotation, biological process: regulation of gene expression. The record is from RefSeq and is a predicted model, not a curated record. The coding region runs from base 63 to 3059 and encodes 998 amino acids. Lineage: Eukaryota; Metazoa; Mollusca; Bivalvia; Venerida; Veneridae. Gene Ontology annotation, molecular function: methyltransferase activity.
GGAAAAUUUAUGCGGAGACUGUCAAUUGGCCCUGUUUCACAAACUGAGGUUUGAACAGCAAGAUGUAUCAUCAGAUUUACCAAGCACCUGUCAGAAGUGAAUGGAGUGAGUUCUCUUUGCGCUCUCGACCACCCAAGAUCAGACGGUUCCAGGCUGGUCCCAGCAACAGUGCGGAGGAUGAAGAGAGCAGUGUGUUGAGAAGGAAAACAGAAAGAGACUUGUUAAGAAAAAGGCCAUGUUUGAGAAAUGAAAACGUCAUGGAGGAUUCUAUUGAGUUUGAUGUUUUCACCAUUGCAAUGUCUUAUCCAGAGGGUCGCCAGAGGAUGUUGGACAAACUUGAUGCAAAACUUUUCAGUCACCAUAGCAACAAAAAACCAAGUACAAAUAAUCUGCAGCCAAGUAAAAGUUCUACCGAGAAAGGGUAUAACAUAAAAAGUAAAAAGUCGUCUGAAAAAAGUCAUGAAAGAGACAAUUCUGAAAAAAGUCAGAGCAAAGAUCAGACUUCAAGGUCAUCAUUUAGAGAUAGAACUCCACUAAAGAAUGAAUCUAAAGAAAUCAAAGAUAACAGAAAGGAGAGGAAAGAAGGUCAGGCAGAUUUCAGAUCAAAGUCACAUGAAGAAAGUAAACCAAGGUCAAGGUCAAGAUCACCACCCAUUGAAAAUAAGCAUGGGAGAAGAAUGUUUACAUCCAAGAAAAUAUUUGAGAAGCGACAACCAAAAUUCAGCUUACGAGACAUCCUAGGCAAACAUGCAGAUGAAACUAAAUCUUGUGAAAAUAAGAACCUAGAUGUUGACAGUGAAGAGUAUAUUGAUGUUGGCACAGAGAAUGAAAACCUGGAUCAAGAAGAACUGGUAGAAUCAGAGGAGAUUGGCAGUAGCUCACCGAUCCCAGACAUGUUUUUCAAUAAUUCAUUUCCUGAAGAUGUGGAUGCUUGGAUAGAGGAGUUCAGUAGUAAAGAAAAUGGUUCUUUGCUUGCGAUGUUAAACUCUCCAAUGGUUGACGAUAACAACAACAACAACAACUACUCUUCAAAUACGGAGGUGGAAUCAGAUGAUGCAAGAUAUUACUAUGAGAAUAUGAUGAAUACAAGGGAAUCAGAUCAUGGAAGUUCUGAGAAGAUUUGGUCAAAUGGUAGCUUAGUUUGGGGAAGAUUGUCCAAAACAAGAUGGUGGCCAGCAAUCAUUAUUGAUGGACCAGUGGCUGGUCAAAUAAAGGCUAGGGCUGGCUGGACUUGGCUUAUGUGGUUUGGUGACCAUAAAAUCUCUCAGAUGAGACUGAGCCAGGUUGUGAAUUUUACCCAUCAGUUCAGACAACACUGUAGAGGAAAACUUUCAUCAGCUCUGGAAUACGCUAUUAUAGAGGCACUAAAGAUGUGUCCAGCUGUAUUACAGGUAUGUGCAGAUCGUGCUGACAUAUCUCUGGAUGGAUAUAACAAUAUUAGGAGAUGGGGACUUCUAGAAAUGGGCUUCCAUGACAUUGUUGAUGUUGCAGAAAAAGAUGUAGAUCCCUUUGUACCUAAAACAGGAUCAGAAUUCCCAGCCAUGAUAUUGAAGGAACUGAGGAAAUUACGAGACCAGGCUAAUAGUUCAGAUUUUGACAGUGAUGAGGACUUUUCCCUCCUCCAAAAAGAAGAACCUUUGGAGAAGUCAGGAAAUUUUGAAACUGGCAUUUUGAAAGAUGUUGAUUUCUGUUUGUCAUGUGCUAAGCAUGGAAGGAAAAUUGUUGGCCAGCACCCAGUGUUUGAGGGAUAUGUGUGCAGUAAAUGUAGGGAUGCUUUAACGGAAAGUCUGCUUGCCCUGGAUAAUGAUGGAUGUAAUCUGUUCUGUGCUGUCUGUGGAGAAGGUGGUGAGCUGUAUGUAUGUGAAGAAAAGGAUUGUGGGAGAUCUUUCUGUGUGAGAUGUAUGCGGCAUUACCUCAGUGCAGAUGCCCUGAAACAGGCUCGAGGUCAAUCUCCCUGGCUGUGUUUUCUAUGCACAAACUACAGUUUGAUGAGCCAUGGUGUUUUGGUACCUAGAGAGGGGUGGCGAGAUGAACUAAUCAAGUUUUAUAAUCCAGUGUUUGAUCAGGUGAUUCCAUCUUAUGAUACAGUUGGUUACACUGGUAGGAAGUUGAGAGUUUUGUCUUUAUUUGAUGGGAUUGGCUCUCUAAGGUUAGCGUUAGACCAGCUACAGUUGGACGUUGAGGCAUACUAUGCAGCUGAAAGUGAUGCCAAUGCCCAACAUGUGAGCUUGUUCAACCAAGGCUUUGCUAUUGUUCACCUCGGAGAUGUGAACAAUAUCACUAAAGAUAAGCUUCAGGAGAUAUGUCCAAUAGAUCUUGUGGUUGCCAGUCCUCCAUCAGAAGACCUUGAUGUCACUAACAGAGAAUAUGAAGGGUUUAAUGGCACAGGAAUGUUGAUGUUUAAGUUUUUGAUGAUCUUAAAGGAUGUUGAAACAAUAUGCAAGGGCAGUAACUCUGUUUAUUGGCUAGUUGAAAGUACAGCAGCGAUGAAGUCAGAAUUCAGGAAAAUACUCUCCAACUUCUUUCAGAAAGAACCAUGCAUGUGGGAUGCACAGUUUUUCUCUCCGUAUGUCCUUCCAAAAUUUUACUGGGGGAACAUUCCUGCUCUCUACAGCUCAUUCCAGUAUUAUAAAGACAACAAGGAGCACUUUCCUACCCUGGAGUCAUACCUUGCUGCCAAUAUUAAGAGAUUCCCGCAGGUAAAGAAGUUACGAAACUGUGCCAUUGACAUGCAAAUGAUCAGCAUGGGAGGACUUACAGUGGAUGAUGAACUGGUUGACCCUGACAGCAACAAAGGGGAGGGGCCAGAUCGAACCCCAGAACCAAAGAGGAGCUCUGCUAAUAGCACUAUGUUUUCUCUACCAGUUCAAAUGGAUGGAAUGAGUACCAACAUUUGGAUAGGCGAAGUUGAAAGAGUGCUUGGCUUGCCAGUCCACUAUACAGAUGUGUCCAGAUUGACCAUACCACAGCGGCAGAAACUUCUGAAACAUGCCUCCAGUGUUCACCUGUUGAAACACCUGCUUGCUCCUCUUACAGAUAUUUUUCUCACACAUGUAUAAACUGUGCAUUGUUCAAAAUGCAUUACAAUGACGUAUUCCAUUUUGCAAUAUUAUUAUGUAAUAGACCUGCAUAACACUAAAUGUGUUUUUUUAUUACUUUUACAUUUUGCUCUAAAAUUGCAACGUUUAUCUUGUUUCACAGAAUAAAAGUUAAAAUUACA